Molecule: messenger RNA, 3724 nt
Organism: Mya arenaria
Lineage: Eukaryota; Metazoa; Mollusca; Bivalvia; Myida; Myidae
Product: mucolipin-3-like
Exons: 15
Coding region: 113-1966 (617 amino acids)
Cellular component (GO): plasma membrane; lysosomal membrane
Molecular function (GO): NAADP-sensitive calcium-release channel activity
Source: RefSeq, a predicted model, not a curated record
GGAUGGAGAUACUUCGUAAAGGAUAAACGUUCUAAGUGGAUAGUGUUAUUUAAAUUAUUAAUUUGGCUAAUAAGAGAUAGAAAUGGAGGAUAAUUAACUAAGAAGGCUUUAUAUGCAAAAUAUGGAUAAUGGCGACAGAGAAAGCAUCAAAUCCGAUGUAAUUCAUGACCAUGAAGAUGGGAGACAUGAAAACAUGCGGACACAUACAACAGAUAACAUGAAUAAUGUAGAAGAGGCCCUCGAAGGACAAAACAGAUUCAAGUUGCUACUCAAGUUGCUCAUUUUCAUUCCUUUCAAACUUAACAAGGGAUCUUUAUGGAUUAGCAUUCCGAGUUUUAUUUGGAUGGUCCUCAAUUGUUUGAAACUGGCAUACAUUACAGAGCUUGCCUUUACUGUUGGUGCGUGUCGCGGGAAGCUAAGCUCAGACAUUAUACACGGUCACCUGACUUUGCGUCACGCUCUACUCCAGGGAUGGGAGGCAUCUUAUGAAACACCGCCAUUCCCACCAUCGAUUGGCAGUUUUGCAAUCUACAGCAUUGAAGACUUCAAAACACGAAUAAAUUACUCAGUAUCACAGUACUACAAUAUUCACGAACACACGACUGGAGUUUUUGAAAUACUCACAAAUGAUAAAUUGACCCUCGAGUUCAAAUACUUUGAAUAUGAAGCUGGACAAAUUGUUCCGAAAGGUGUAACCUUUAACCCCGGACCAGGGCUGACAAACAGGACAGUGGACGGUGUUAUAGUAUAUAGUUACAAUGUCAUGGCUGAUUUAAAAAAUCGGAACCUCGAGGAUAUUUUCAAAAGGAUUCUACAGGUGAAUAUAAAGAGUUCUCUUCAUUCCAUCCGGGUCAGAUUCAAUUCAAAGAAGAUCACAUGUUUUGCAAUUGCUGUCAAUGUUACUUUCGAUGAUGAUGAUCAUAACGGACAGGUUGUCAUUGACCUGAAGACAGAUACAAGACCUAUUUCCUGUCGUAUGAUGGCCUUUAACGUUACAGACAAUGGGCCGCUUUGUCCAGAUUUGAACCCCUCGUUGCUGUCAUUGUGCUUUGGAUUUACAACUGCAGCAAUAGUUGGUGAUGCGACAAGUUUCCUGGUUUCUAUGCUUAUUUUAAUCAUUCUCCGAGUCACAUGGAUGAAAAUAGGAGGUGGCAUAUGUUUUCAACCACAGCCGGACACGUUUACACUAUCUAAGCUGUCUUACUUCUUCCAAUGUUGGCUAGUUAUUGCAAUUGCGGGGGAUGGGUUUAUUUUACGUGCAACCGAACCAUUGUUCAAUGCAAUGACUCACAGAGAUGUUCAUCUAACAUUACCUUUGUACGACGGUGUUGCAUUUAACAUUGGGAUGGGAUGUUUGCUCUGCUGGAUUAGCAUAUUGCGUUUCUCAAAGAUCAAUGUCAAAUUAUCUCUACUAUUUCGUACGCUGUAUUAUUCAUUUUGGAACGUAUUUGCUUUUAUGUUGUGUGCGGCUGUGCUCUUUGUGGGAUUUUUUGCUUGUGCAUACGUCUCUCUUGGUGUGUAUCAUGUCAAGUUUGAAAGCCAAGCGAGAACAGCGGAAACAUUAUUUGCAUUAAUAAAUGGAGAUGACCUUUUCAACACGUUUGCUGGUUUAGACGAGAAGAACGCAGGUGAUCCAGUGAAAGUAAAAUUCCACAGAAAUAUAAUUGUGUACAGCUUUGUUGUUCUGUUCACAAUCAUUAUGCUGAAUCUUCUCAUAGCAUUAUAUAACAGUGCGUAUGAAAACGUUACGAAGCAUCAACAGGAAGAGGAUGAAAUUGAUCGUUUCCUUACAAAAACCGUUUUUAAUGCCGGGGAUGAAAUCCCAUUAUUUAUUUUCCUGAACUAUGAAGCUAUGAAGAAGACACAUAACUCAAUUAAGUUAUGGUUUGGCAGAAACAGAAAGUUGAGGUUAAAAAUUAUGUGCUGUUUCAUUAGAAUAUGGCUGGAAGACGACAGUGGGACAUAAACAAAGACAUGAAUAUCACACCGACAUCAAACUAUUCUAACGCAUGCAUAAUAGAUGUUUAUGCUUGUGUUUAUACUCUCGUUUAUAAGUCGAGGAUUCAAAUCCUUUUCUGUCAAACUAUUUAUUUCAUAAAUUACUUUUACGAUUUAAAAAAAAUAUAUUAAAUUGUGGUUUUUGUUUAAGUGUAUUUUGUGACGUGUUUUACAUUUUGUUUUUAAAUUUAAUUUUAAAGUAAUAUUAAGGACUAUAUUUAUAAAGGCUAAAAUUGUUUUAUGUGUACACAAAUCAACUGCUUUUAAUGUAUUAGUCAUUAAAUAAAUAAUUUAUUUUCUUAAUUAUUUAUUUCUUUUUAUAUUACUUCUUCAUUGAAAUUUAUUUUCAAUAAUUCAUUCAUUUAUAAAUUUGAUUUUUAUUUAAAGUAAAAUAUUUUUUUUCAUUUUAAUUUCCAUCAUUUACCGGUUUAUUUAUUCAUAUAUUUCACUAUUCAUUUAUUCUAGGGAUGCAAACGAAUGGCAAAAUUGAUAUUCGAAUAUUCGGUAAUUCUUUCGAACGAAUAUUCGAAUAUUCGAUUACCAAAAUACAUCUUUUAAAAGUUAUAGUAAACUUUUAUAAUAUUCUCUAAAGUAAUAGCCGGGGCAUUUUAGCUUUUCCUUGUCGUAAUAACUACGCGUGGCGGACCCUGAAUAACACCAAAUGAGCCUCUGAAAUUCUUCAUUUCAGAAAGACAAAAAGUCAUACUUUAUCAACAGAGAAAAAUUAACAAAAACUUUUUAUUAAUAUUCCUCUGCCUUCAUAUUUGUAAACAACGUGAACCUAGAUGGAUUUUUGGUCAAAUGGCGUUAUGUGCCAAUGAGAGUCUCCGUAGGACGAGCAGCCUCGUUCUGGGAUUGACCUAUAAUAUAUAAACUACGGAAAAACUAAACCAACUUGGGAACUAGUCUAUUUUAGAUUUUCUUAAUUGGUAGAAGCAAUUUACCUAAAAUAAUUGGAUUUUUUUUCUAUCACUUGUCGUUUUCUGUCACUCCCCGUGUUUUUACAUUAAGCUAGUUAUUGUAAAAACACGGAGACUAUUUAUAGUACCCGACGAUAUGUCCCUAAAUGAUACAUGCCGCGUGUUUAGUGUAUUGUCAUCACAUUCACACCUCUGGCAUUAUGGGCCAAUCGUUGUUUAAACAAGACAAACGAAUCUUAAAUACAACAACAUAGUUGUAGGCAAAAUAUUUAUUAUUAUUAUUAUUCAACAAAAAAAACAUCGAAUAUUCGAAUACCGAUUUUGACAUUCGAAUACCAAACGUUUGAUCGAAUAUUCGAAUAUUCGUUUGCAUCCCUAAUUUAUUCUCAUCCUUGAUUCGUUCGUUCAUUCGUUCGGUCGUUCAUUCGUUCGUUCGUUCGUUCGUUCGUUCGUUUGUUUAUUCAUUCAUUUUCAAUUUAUUUUCAAAAUAUUUUUGUUACUUUUUUUAAUUAUGAUUUACUUGCAUAUCCACUGAAAUAGUUAUCUUAACUUUUAAGACCGGAGAGUGUUAAUUGUCUACUAAAUUUAAUAACAGUUAAAAAUCAAAGUUUUAAUAUGGAAAAUUCUUAUAAAGCGUUUUUACAUAACUGACCAAUACUUUUUGCACCUUAGGUAAGACAUUUUUAAAAAAAAAUAUAUUUGCAGAACUAUUUAAAAUGUGAUAACGUCAAUAUUUUAGAUGGACGAGUUAAUCCUGAACAUAUGGAAAUGUCAUACAGUUAAUAAACCAUGUAAUGAAAGUUAUA